Messenger RNA from Anopheles aquasalis, 4432 nucleotides. RefSeq names its product Fibronectin-III type domain-containing protein windei (gene wde). Gene Ontology annotation, molecular function: transcription coregulator activity; protein binding. Lineage: Eukaryota; Metazoa; Arthropoda; Insecta; Diptera; Culicidae. Gene Ontology annotation, biological process: regulation of DNA-templated transcription. The record is from RefSeq and is a predicted model, not a curated record. Gene Ontology annotation, cellular component: nucleus; transcription regulator complex.
GGUUAGUAACUGAGCAGAAGUACAAAUUUCCUUCUCUUGUUGUGACUAGUUGUGACUGGAAGGUUGCCGUUUCUCAGCCAAAAGAUAGAACCGAGGAGCUGUUCUCUGUGGUAUGGUGUUUGCCAGGACCUGCUACACAUCUUUCGUGGUUUUCUUCGCCCCAGAUAAGUUGAAAUGCUGAAUGAUGAUGGAAGUUGAUCAACCAACUACGGCUACCGCAGAAACGGAAAUUCAACCCGAUGCCGAUGAUAAAGAACCACCAGCAGCGGCUUCUGGCUCCAACGGUGAUAAUCUUCCGGUCAAGGAAAAUGAGGAGAUGGAAGCACUUGUCAUAACCGACAGUGAGGAUGAAGAACAGCCGGUGAAGGAAAACGUUUCCGAUGGUUCCAAAACGGCUAGCACCGGAGAACCGGCUGUUGAAGAAUACCACAAAAGUUUGCCCACUUCCGAUAUAUCAGGCAUAGCUCCUCUGCGUUUAUCGAUCGAUAAGGGGAUUGUACAGAACGACGACAAACAGGAUACAAAGGAUGUGAAGGACAACGAACCCGUGCAGUGCGUCGAGGCCCGGGAAGCUGCUGCUACUGAACAACCGCCAAAACCAGCCGAGAUUACUAACAUCGAUCUUACGGAGCUUUCUAGUGCUGAAGAGUCAUUUACCAGUGAUCCCGGUACCACAGUACAACCUCCACAGCAGUCACCGAAAAGACCAACCAAAAUGAAGGUGGCAAAGGAAAAGAAGAAGGAACUGAGCCAUUCCGAAAUGACAGCCGAACAAAUGUUGGCCUCGCUCAUAGGAGGAACUCUCGAAGAAUCUUCCGAGUCGGAAAAUGAAGCUACGACCGAGGUGAGCGAUAUGAUUAAACUCAACGAUGAUACCACUAGUGAACAGUGCAAAGACAGUGAUCCUGCGCCAGCGCCAACCGAGUGCGGGAAGAGCGACGAAGUUGUAAGUAAGCCGGAUGAAAGCCAAAAAGAAGUGUCGAAUGAAGUAUCGGUUUGCAAAGAUCCUGUUGCUCCGGCCACCACUAGUGAAGAUGCGACCCAAACAGGAACAGGUACAGACACAGCUGAUCAUGACAAGAUCGAAGAAACGGAUGAUAAUGUUGCCUCACCUGAAUGUCGGGAACCUCAAUCUCCGAUCGGUGCUAAUGAAACCUGCAAUGAUAAGGCCGAACUAUGCGGUGAACCUGAAUUUACACAAGAAGAGUGCUUUCUUGAAGAGUUACCAGAAUCUGAGAACACAACGGCCCUGCCAGAGAAUAGUUCUAAAGCCACUGCCGAGGACCAAAACGAACCGAUCGUUUUGGAUGACUAUGAGAUGGAUUAUUGUGAAGAAGAAGAGGAGGGUUAUGAGAUGGAGGAGGAGCAAGAAUCAGAAAAUGCCGAUGCGGAUGAAUCAGAUCAACCACCGAGAAAAAAGGCACGGCCAUCGACGUUAUCGCGGGAUGAGGAGGAUCUUAAUACUGCCUUAUCGGAACCCACACCACACCACAGUAAUGAGCAGCAACCAACAGAAACCACCUCUGCCGAGCCUUCUAAGGAUGUGACCCAAGUCGAUGCGAAAUCGUCGCAAUCGGAGGAAAUGGAUACUAAUGCAGCAGCAGAACCGAUGGAUGAUAAUGAGGAAGAAUCUGAUAAAGCGACGAAUGCCGAAUGCCAACCAACCGUCGAAGCACCGAGCACUGAGGAAGGCAAGCAACAAACAGACGUUGAUUCUAAACGCUCAAGCACUUCUCGAGACCAGAAUGAGAUAAUCGAUCUGCGGCCACCAAGUCCGACAGAUAUUUUAAUAAUCGAUGACGACGACGAUGAGGAAAAUAUGCCAGAGGUGGCCGCUGUUCCUCCAUUGGCAGCUGAUUCCGGGAAAUCGGUAUCAGUCCCCGCAAAAACAUCAUCCCACUCGAACAGCGACGCCGGAUCUACGAAUGAAGUGGUGGAGCCGGAUGCUGGGACAAUAUCGGAAAAGAAACCGAAGUUGGUUGAGCCUGUUUCACAGGAAGAUGCUGAUAAAGGUUCUGAAUCGGCGAAAACGGAAACGAAGGACGACAUUAAAGCAGCCGUACAAAACGGAACGGAACAGCAGAAGCCCAAGAUUGUAAUGAAGUUUUUGGAGAAAUUGGGCAAACCGCUUCAAACCAUGACUCGAAAGGAUCUGGAGGAGCUGGUACUGCAGAAGGUGGCUGAAACGAUGAUAAACAAGAAGGAAAUAACGGGUUUGCGGAAGGCGGUCGAGAAGCAGAACGAGCUGUUGAUCUGGUUCCGCGAGCAAUCGUACGAGAUGACCAGACGGCUCAACGAUCAGCGUCUAAUCCAUCAACGGCUCACACACGACAUGGCUAAUCCGGUGAACCGGGCAGUGAUGCCCGUGCGUAUAACACGAAACGUUGGAUUGCAGGUUUCUCUGCAAAGGGAUUGUAGCUGCACCUAUGCUUUCGACCAAAUGGCGCUAGAAGGAGGCACUUCUUCCGGCGAGCGGGCAGCGCUUGUGCCAUGCAAGGAGGGCUCAUCACAAACGGUGGAACCGCGGCUGCAUACGGAGAAAUCGGGCGAUAUCAGGACGUACUGCAACGCCAUCGGACAGCCACAGAUGAAGCCGAAUCAUGCCCAAAUCGGGACCACCCUAAAGCGAUCACCAGUGACACCGCAGCCAAUUGCGAACGUGAUUCGUGCAGCACAAAUGACUAAAGUGACAUACGUGCACUCAAACUCAAAGACCACUACCGUGUCUAUGGGAAUGCCGAUUGCCCAACCGCAAACAUCGGCCAGCAGCGUCGGUGUGCCCGUGCCGUCCGUGAUUAACAAAGCGCUACGGAUGCCGGGUCCGUCGUCAGGGCCUAGUACCGAUCGACGUUCACUAACCAACACUCAUCGGACGUCCACCGGGAGCGGUAUCUCUGCCAGUACCAUGGUAACCGCGUCGUCAUCGGUUAACUACGCAUCGAAACAAAACAUUAGCAGCACGGCAAGUGGCAUAGGUACUGGUGGUGCCAAAGCGAUGAGCGCCACCACCAGCAGCAUUUCGGGCCACAACAUUUUUCGAAAAAAGUCCGUUCACAAGAUCACUCCGAUGCGUCCGCCUAUACCGCAAAAUAUGCACAAUACGCUUCAGGAACAUGAGCAGUUGCUACGGGAACAGAUUAACAGCCAGCAAGCCGAACGUCAGAGGCAACUCGAUGCACGUAACGCGCUCGGGCGUUCGGCAGCCAUGGUUCGUUCCCGGCCUAACGGCUCACCGAACAUGCACUCUGCUGGUGGAGGGUUAGCAAAGCAGCUACUCGCCAGGAUAAGGCCGGAGCCUAACGCAUCAUCAACUAUCGACGCUUCGUUGAUCGAUUUGACGGAGGAGGAUGAUGGACCGAAGAAGUCGGUGCCAUCAGCCAUUACGAACGGUGUUAGUAGCGCACCGGCGCCUCCGUUCAAUCGUAACCAGCAGAAUGGGGUAGUUCGAACGAUGGCCAAAUUACCUAAAGCAAUGCCGGUGCGCAGCACCGAACAACCGGCUCCACAGCAAUCACGCACAGCAGGUGGUCAGCUCGGCGCAACGAAUGGAAGCGGAUCUGUUGGGCAGACAGCCCAAACCAAACCAAAACCGCCAGCCAAUGCAACACAGCCGCGAACAGCGGUCAUUGUGAAUUCGGAUCGUACAAACAAAGAGAUAGCUGCAAAGCGUCGUUCGGCAAGGCAUCCGGCACCACCGCCCGAAGCUGUCCAUCAGCGCAGCAAUCCACAAUCACUACCGCUACCGCGACCCGCAAUACGCAUCAACAACAUCGAAACGGGUAUCGUAAUAUCGUGGACAAUGGAUCAAACGCCGCUGUUUGCGACGGCGGAAAGGUACCAGAUCUUUGCGUACCAGGAAACCACCGAACCACCGUCGACCGACAUGUGGCGGCAUGUUGGGGAUGUGAAUGCGCUCUCCCUGCCGAUGGCCGUUACGCUGACGGAUUUCCACGUGGACCAGCGAUACUAUUUUGCGGUACGCGCAAUCGAUGUGCAGGGUCGCAUUGGACCCUUCAGUGAAACCCGAACCUGGAACGAUCGGUCGGUGAAUACCGUAGCAGUCAACAGCCAGCAGCAGCAGCAGCAGCAGCAGCAGCAGCAAAAGAACUAGAAAGGCUAGAAAGGAGUAGUUAAUGUUAUCGUUUAUUUAAAAAAAUGCUUUUCACAUGGUUUCGCCUCUCCCUAGAACGAAGGACACCGGAUUUCUCAUCCGCGAUAUUUAAAAAAAAUGUUCUGAAUCCAAAGGAAACUGGUGGUAUUUGAGUGCAGAGGGAGAAUCUUAUUCUCCAUCGACGAGUAGAAGAAAAUAGUUUUUAAUUAAAUCCGCCAUUCAUUUUUAGUUAGCAGCGCCUCGUUAUAGUGUUCUUUUUGCAAUGAAUUAAAUAAACAAAUCCAUAAACUCGUACCACCACAGGCACUUAAAUUUGCUUCC